Messenger RNA from Acanthoscelides obtectus, 1653 nucleotides. The record is from the annotation of a GenBank genome assembly. Lineage: Eukaryota; Metazoa; Arthropoda; Insecta; Coleoptera; Chrysomelidae.
AUGAAGAGAAAGUUACAGUUUUUCUUCAUGAAUCCCAUUGAAAAAUGGCAAGCUAAAAAUCGAUUUCCAUAUAAAUUUGGAGUGCAAAUUAUCAAAAUAGUUUUGGUCACAAUGCAGCUCUGCUUGUUUGCGUAUCAUCGAUAUAACCACGUCAACUACACCUGGGACAACCGAAUCACGUUUUCUCACUUAUUUUUAAGAGGAUGGGACCCAACAAUGGAAGCUGGGCCUUUGGCAAUUUAUAAAGAAGAUGAAUUUUAUGAAACAAUUGAUUAUGCCUUCAAAGGCUAUUCUGAGUUGAAUAAGGCAAUUGGGCCAUAUUCAUAUGCAACUGAAAACAACACCAUGACUGAUAUGAUACUGUGUUUAUAUCAAUACAAAAAAGGUAUUAUAUUUGGUUUUAAUGAAUCAUACAUUUUUGAUAGUGAUAUAGUUAAAACUUGUUUAAACUUUUCCAGAAAUUUAGAUUUAAGAGCUAAAGAGUAUAUUGAUAACAGUGACAUUACAAUUAACUUUUCAGCUUUAGUAAAAGCAGAGUUAUUGUUUUCUAUAAAGACAGUUAAUUUCAAAGCAGCUGGACGAAUAUCAGCUCCAAAUUGUUAUAGGUUUGAUAUUAUUAUUUUAUUUGAUAAUAUUGAUCAUGAUGGGCAGAUGCUAUUGACACUUGAUGCUGAACCAACAAGGCUUAUGUGUAAAGGGGAUGUAGAAUAUAUCACUGACAAUGAAAUCGAAUCACUUUUAAGAAGUAUUUUGAAUUAUUUAGUUAUAGCAAUAUGCAUUUUGUCAUUUAUCUUAUGUAGCAGAGCAGUUUGGAGAGCUCAACAGCUGAGAACAAUAACAGAAAAUUUCUUUGUUCAACAAUAUUCUCAGCCCCUCACUUAUGAAGAUAAAAUAAAAUUUCUCAAUCUGUGGUAUAUUAUGAUUAUUGUAAAUGAUGUUUUAAUCAUUAUUGGUUCAGCUAUCAAAGAACAAAUAGAACGUGAAGAGUUUACUAGUGAUCAGUGGAAUGUUUGUAGUUUAUUUUUAGGAAUAGGAAAUAUGCUUGUUUGGUUUGGUGUUUUAAGAUAUCUAGGGUUCUUCAAAACAUACAAUGUAGUCAUCUUAACAUUACAAAAAGCAGCUCCACAGGUGGCACGAUUCUUAUUGUGUGCACUAUUAAUUUAUGCAGGCUUCACAUUCAGUGGCUGGUUAAUUUUAGGCCCUUAUCACUUAAAAUUUAGGUCACUCUCAACAACCUUAGAGUGCCUUUUCUCACUUAUAAAUGGUGAUGACAUGUUUGCAACUUUUUCAAUUAUGUCUAACAAAUCUCAGUUACUUUGGUGGUUCAGCAGGCUCUACUUGUAUUCAUUCAUCAGCUUGUAUAUUUAUAUAAUCUUAAGUCUUUUUAUUUCUGUUAUCAUGGAUGCAUAUGAGACAAUUAAACAGUACUACAAUGAGGGUUUUCCAAAAACUAGACUAGAAAUUUUUAUUGGGGAAACUUCAAUAGAAGAUGUUUCAAGUGGAAUUUUUAGGAGUAGCUCAAGUGAAAGUCUAGGGAAUCUAAUGAGGGAUUUGUGUUGCUGUUGUAAGAAUAUACAGAGAUCAUAUUCAACUUUGUCAAACUCAAAAACACCUGAGCCAGCAAACAGUACUAGGUCUAGUAUUCCAGUAUAA